Westerdykella ornata is the source of this 968-nucleotide messenger RNA. RefSeq names its product MSF1-domain-containing protein. Gene Ontology annotation, biological process: phospholipid transport. Lineage: Eukaryota; Fungi; Ascomycota; Dothideomycetes; Pleosporales; Sporormiaceae. The transcript has 2 exons. The record is from RefSeq and is a predicted model, not a curated record. Gene Ontology annotation, cellular component: mitochondrial intermembrane space. Bases 213 to 809 code for a protein of 198 amino acids. Gene Ontology annotation, molecular function: phosphatidic acid transfer activity.
CACCAUUGGCCCUAGCGCCUUCACUGCCGAGACGUCCAUUCUUUUUUUAUUGCCCUCCCUAUCACCCUCUCCUCUGACUCCUCACCCCCCACACGACACAAAACAUCCAUCUCCCACACCGUCAAUCGCGAGAACCGUCGCCCCCGUCAAGCCAGCGACUACACCGCGCCCUUCAUCGUCUCGCCGAACCCGUCCCGGACGCGGACCGCAGAAUGAAGAUCUUCCAGCAGAGUACCGAGUUUGACUACUCGUGGGAGGAAGUGUCCACGUCCAACUGGGUCAAGUACGGCCCUUGGAACGAGAAGACGCCGCAUGUCAUUGCUGUCGACACCCUCAGUCGGACGGUUGACCCUGCGACGGGCAUCCUCCGCACUGAACGCCUCAUCACUUGCCGACAGUCCACACCCAAGUGGAUAAACUCCAUCCUCGGUGGCCAAGACACAUCGCUGGUCUAUGAGACUUCCUACGUCGACCCCAAGGCGAAGACGGUCACGCUGUGCUCCAUGAAUAUGACCUGGUCGGAUCUCCUCAACGUGCGCGAGACCUGCGUCUACCGUCCCUCAUCAUCCGCCCCGCACGCGAAGACCACCUUCCAGCAGCGUGCCGAGAUCACAGCCCUGUGCGGUGGAUGGCAAAAGAUCAAGAACAGCAUCGAGCAGUUCACCGUCGAGCGGUUCCAACAGAACGCCGCCAGGGGCAGGGAGGGCUUCGAGAUGGUCCUGCAGCGCGCUAGGGAGGUCUUCGCCGAACAGCGUGACAUCAUCCAGCUGCAGCAGAAGUCCAAGAUUCUGCAGGAAGCACGGUUAUAGCAUCUCGAUGAUCUCCCGCCUCACCCGCCUUAUGUCCGUCACGGUUCCAUAUUUUGCAUCUUGAAGCUUCCGGAAUAUUUGUCUUCGACUUGGCGUCUGCUUGCAUUUCCAGCGAUCUCGACAUAAUCAUUUUACAUGGACAUCUACGUUUGGAUGUCC